Messenger RNA from Tarenaya hassleriana, 2032 nucleotides. RefSeq lists its product as uncharacterized. The coding region runs from base 137 to 1669 and encodes 510 amino acids. Gene Ontology annotation, cellular component: cytoplasm. The transcript has 7 exons. Gene Ontology annotation, biological process: mRNA destabilization. The record is from RefSeq and is a predicted model, not a curated record. Lineage: Eukaryota; Viridiplantae; Streptophyta; Magnoliopsida; Brassicales; Cleomaceae. Gene Ontology annotation, molecular function: mRNA binding.
UUGGAAGGGAAAAAAAAAAGCACGGCUUCCAAAAACUUAAAUACGCGUUUACUCAAAACCUGCUAGGGUUUGUGGCGGUCUCGCUUUCUUACUUUUUCUCUCUUUCCUCUUACAAGUUUCCGCCGCUGGUGUAGCCAUGGCCGCUGUCGUUUCUUCUGAGAAAACUGCAGAUUUGCUGCACAACUUGUCGCUUGACCCCGAAACCAAGUCUGAAACUCCAGAUGCCGCCGUCACCGGAAGUAAGGGGUUUUAUGGUGGAAACGGUAAUGGAUUUUUGCUUCCUUCCGAACAAGUUUCUAUGUCAGCUGACACCACCAAAGGUGGGAAACCUAGUCUUUUGCCAAAUAGUGGAGGUGUCACCGCAAAUAAGGGAUCUAACCUGAAAAAACUAGGUUACCAGAACUCAUCUUUUAACCCAAAGGGUUCGUUUGCAAAGGGUGCCUACCCGGCAGGUUUCUAUUCUCCAAUGUAUCAGUACCCUAGAUACAAUUAUGAUGGGAGCUUCUCUUCUGGGAAGACCAACAUCCUUCAACAAUACCCAUACCUAAACACUCAUCAGGCUAGAUCAACGGGUAUGGGUCAAUCAUAUUCAUACAUGGACAACAUGUACUCAAAUCCCGGGAUGUAUGGAGCUUACCUGAAUGGGCUAGGGGCUGGCUACGGUUAUAGCACUUAUGGCUAUGACACCUGGAAACAGCCGAAUUGGUACGCAGUUAACAACGGCUACAAGACACGGGGUUAUGGAUUCCAAGGGUAUAGCAAAGAGAACAUUGAUGGAUUAAACGAGUUGAACAGGGGGCCACGAGCCAGGGGUUUCAAGAACCAGGAAGGUUCUCAGUUGACAGCUAUUGUUCCUAAGGAGCAGAGUGCAGCAGCAGGAACUGAGAAGCCUAAAGAAGAUGUGUCUGUACCCGAUAUGAAGGAUUACAAUAAGGAAGAUUUUCCUGAAACCUACUUGCAUGCAAAGUUUUACGUGAUCAAAUCUUACAGCGAAGACGAUGUUCAUAAAAGCAUCAAAUAUAGUGUAUGGUCCAGCACACCUAAUGGCAAUAAGAAGCUGGAUGCGGCAUAUAACGAGGCAAAAGAGAAGUCAGAUGCAUGCCCUGUAUUUCUACUUUUCUCUGUAAACACGAGCGGACAAUUUGUUGGCUUAGCUGAGAUGGUAGGCCCAGUUGAUUUUAACAAGACUGUGGAAUACUGGCAACAGGACAAGUGGAUAGGUUGCUUUCCUGUUAAGUGGCAUAUCGUUAAAGAUAUACCCAACAGCUCGUUGAGGCAUAUAACUCUGGAGAACAACGAGAACAAGCCGGUUACUAAUAGCAGGGACACACAGGAGGUGAAUCUUGAGCAUGGUGCCAAAAUCAUCAAGAUUUUCAAGGAUCAUUCAAGCAAGACAUGCAUCCUCGACGAUUUCGCCUUCUAUGAGGCUCGCCAGAAGAUUAUUCAAGAGAGAAAAGCCAAGCACCAGCAGUUCAAGAAACAGGCUUUGUCUACGAGUGACAAGGUCGGCCAAGACAAGGAUGAACAAGAGAAAACUAAAGAAACAAUACCCUCACUGAAUCCAGAGUCAGAAGUAACCAGCGAAUCCAAAGGAGAAGACAUUGAGCAAGCCAAAGCAACGGUCCCCGGAAAUGGUGUUGCAUCAAGCGAUGUUGCCAGUGCCUGCUGAUUUUGAUCCGUUGGUGGUAUGAAACUAGAGCUGUUACUCAAGUUUGUGGUUUCAUACCCAAAAUUUGCCCUCUUUUUUGGAAUCAAGUCUCGAGUUAGUAUAGGUCUUCUUCUUCUUCUCCUCCUCCUUGGUUUUCAGGUUUUAAGGUUUAGAUGGGAUGGGAUACAAGAGAGCCCUGUCAUGGUGGUUUUUGAGGCAGCGAAAUGUUGUGAGGGGCACUUGCCCUUGCAGAGGAGAGAGGGUAGUUCUAAGUGUUGUGUCAAGUGUAGUCCUAAGUGUUGCUUCCCUUCCCUUGAGAUUUGUGUUUUUCUUUUUUGUGGUUUAAUAGAAAUUGCAUUUGCUCUAUUCUGGGGUUUAAAAUUA